Aspergillus ochraceoroseus IBT 24754 is the source of this 1997-nucleotide messenger RNA. Its product is annotated as putative acetamidase. The transcript is spliced from 4 exons. Lineage: Eukaryota; Fungi; Ascomycota; Eurotiomycetes; Eurotiales; Aspergillaceae. The coding region runs from base 108 to 1847 and encodes 579 amino acids. The record is from RefSeq and is a predicted model, not a curated record.
UCCGCACGGGUCUCCGCAGCAUAAAAAGGGCUGGACUCGGUCUCUAAGCUGAUAUCUUCUUGAUUGUUUCUUGCUCAGGUUUGGAGAGAUAGAGCUCCGAACUCAAGAUGCUUCCCCCGUUUGACUAUUUCACGUAUCGCCAUGCUCGGAGCACCAAGAGACAGGAACGAGCUGCGCGGUUCGCUUCUCUGCCCGCUGAAUACCAUGCGGAUUUCUCCUCCUUUGAUAAAACCAUAAUCAAUAAGCCAGUAGAAGAGCUUGUACAAGAAAUUCAAGAUUCUUCGCUUGCUCCUACUGAUGUCCUCCGGACCUACGGCAAGGUGGCCGUGAAGGCGCAAGAGAAAAGCAACUGCAUUACGGAACUUCUGCUUCCUGAGGCGGAAAAGUGGGCUCAGUCUGAGGUUAACCUUAAGGGCCCGUUAGCCGGUAUUCCUAUUUCGUUGAAGGACUCCGUUCAGGUCAAAGGAUUUGAUAUCACACUUGGUUAUGCCCGCCUUGCCGGGAAACCAUAUGCGGAGGAUGGCCCGAUGGUCAAGCUUCUGAAAGAUGCGGGUGCCGUUCCCUAUGCGAAGACUGCCCUGCCGGUGACACUUCUUUCUUUCGAAUCGGCAAACGGCCUCUGGGGCACCUGUCUCAACCCCCAUGUUCCGGACUACUCUCCUGGUGGCUCUACCGGUGGAGAGGGUGCACUGCUUGCUCUAGGUGGUCGUAUCGGUAUCGGCUCUGACGUUGCGGGCUCCGUGCGUGUGCCCGCUGCUUGGAGUGGUAUCUAUUCCUUGCGAUGCAGCACUGGCCGCUGGCCUAAGACCGGAGUCAACACGAGUAUGGCAGGACAGGAGGGAAUUGCUAGCGUAUUCAGCCCCAUGGCUCGUACACUCAACGAUCUUACCUAUUUCACCCGCGCCAUCAUUAGCAUGAAACCCUGGAAAUACGACCAUACUGUUCAUCCCAUUUCGUGGCGCAACGAGGAGGAAGAUGAGGCGAAAAGUAAAAAGUUGAGGAUUGGAUUGAUGUCCACCGACGGUGUCAUCCCCCCAACCCCAGCCAUCCAGCGCGCCAUCGACACCACAGUUGCCGCACUGAGGGCAGCUGGUCAUGAUGUUUCGGAAAUCGCACCUCCCGCCGCGGCCGAUCCCUUUACUGGUCUUAACCUUGCCUCUCAACUGCUCAAUGCGGAUGGAUGCGACACCUUUAACUCUCACUUCUAUAGCUUUGAGCCCUCGGAUCCUGGUGCCGCCCAGCUGUCCUUGAUUUGCAACCUCCCCCGCCCCCUUAAGUACCUGUACUAUCUCUACGUGCGGUAUAUCCGACGGGACGCCAAAUGGGCCACUUUGAUUCGUAGCUUUGGCCAUAAAUCUAGUACGGACCAGUGGAAGCUGGUGGCGAAACGCGAGGCGUUCCGAUCGGCCUGGCAUGGCUGGUGGGAUGCGAAACCCCAGCAGUACGACUUUAUUCUGUGCCCCGUCAACGCUACCCCUGCGCUCCCCCACAAAGCGAUGAAGGAUGCGGUGUCGUCGUGUGGGUAUACUUUCCUCUGGAACCUGCUUGAUUACAGUGCGGGAGUGCUCCCUAUUUCGCACGUCGAUCCCAAUAAGGACUCGCUGGCGGCCCCUUAUCGGACGGUGCUGAAGCAGCUGGGGGCCAAUCACGCGCUCGCCCGGGGAGCGUGGAUGCACUACGAUGCCCGUAAGAUGGCGGGACUGCCGACAGCCGUGCAGGUGGUUGGACGGAGGUGGCAGGAGGAGAAGGUUCUUGGGUACAUGGCGGCUGUGGAACGUGCCCUGGAGGAGUAUGCAGACCCUGUGACGGGGGAGGGCGGCAAGUACGAUUUGAUUGAGCUGGAUUAAUUUUUUUUUUUUUUUAAUUUUCUAGGGAGUCAAUGUUGAAAUAAAGAACUAGUACGUAUCCAGGACGACACCUAUUACCUAGAGUAGUGUAGUAAACCCCGAUGAUAUAACUAAUCCAAGGAUAUAGAGUUCGAGUUUACCUUGUUGAAA